AUGUGUGUUCAGACGAUCGGCCAAAAGCUGAACAGAAGAUCACAGCAAGAAGGUCGAAGGAGUGGCACACGUCCGAUCAAGAACGCCGCUCGCCAACAGGAAAAACAACAAUUGGUCGUGGCGCGGGUCCAGGAGAUUGAGAUAUCACGGCCCUUACUGCAAAGCUCAUUGCCGGACUCAGAUGAGCUCGAUACGCAACUGUUCGCCGACUUCUACGAGACCUACUUGCCGGCCACCAUCUCUCCUUGGCGGCAGAUCACAUACCUGCGUGCAAUGGCCGAGACUGUGCCUGGGACCAAGCUGCUCAAGUUGGCGAAGAGGACGAUGGGCCUGGCACACGUUGGAGCAUUGAGCCAUAAUGAGCGCAUCCGCCAUGAGAGUCGGAUUGCAUAUGGGCGUCUGCUGGGCAUGCUCAAUUCCUCACUACGCAUGGCUGGCACUCAGAAGGAUGUUGGGAGCCACGUUCGCGGUAUCGUCUCGACAAUGGCUCUGAUGACUCAUGUCAAUGAUCAUGUACGGCAAUUGUCGGACGAUGGCAAGACUGAUGACUGUUGGGUCCUUCAUCUUGAGACCGCGCAGCACCUGCUCACGCUGCAGGGGCCCCAGCAUCUGGACGCUGACCAGACCUUGGAUAGGGGCUUGAUCCGCCACAUUUGUUACAAUGGUUUCUUCCUCGCUCUGGCGAAGCGCAAGGCUUGGACUGUACAUCCCGCCUGGCUUCAGAUUAAAUCCAAAGGACUGGCCGAAUUGUUGACAGUUUUCGGUGCGCUCCCGACCCUUCUCGAGCGGACUGAUCAUGCUUUGUCGACUGGAGGAUCGGUGACGCAGCUCCUAGACCACGUGUCUCGCCUAUAUAUCAUCGCCAACCAUGCUCAAGGUCUCUUCCCUCAACUCCAGGAGCCUCCAAGCGUAGGUGUGACGCAGGCUCAGCGGUUGAGACCUAACACAGAAGAGGUGGUGGUCAUGGCAAGCUCUUCUGUCUUCCCCAAAGUGUACGCUCCGAUGUCCGAGGUGGACGCCAAUCAGUUCGUAUGCACUGCGAUCUUGUCACUCGUGGUCCAGUGCACCAUUCUGCGCAUCUGGUUCCUAUGUCCCGAUACCACCAUGCUCGUCCCGUCUGAACUACAGCGGAAGAUCGAGCAAAACGCUGACCAACUGGCCCGUCGACUCUGCAAAGUCAUCCUGUCGUUCACACAAACGGACCGCGUGGUGCCUGCUUUGAUCGUUCGAUUGUGCCUCACGCUGGCAUACCAUGUCUUUGAGCAACAGAAGGCGACUGCAGAGAUGGGCUGGUGUCAUGCUUGCCUGGUGGCAAAUCAGGCCAGACUGGACCGCGUCCUCCAUAGCAAUCCUCAUAGUCUGUGCAAAGUAGGUGCUGUUCUGCCGGGAAUUGCUGAAGCUGGUCGAUAUGGAGAUGCUUUCGAUCCUCGCGCCUUUACUGUCAGAGAUGACAGAGACUCGGGACACGAUAUCAUUCCGGAUGCCCGAUGUCCUGCAGCCAUCUUCGGCGCUGAUAAGGAGUCUUAG
This is a messenger RNA of Zasmidium cellare ATCC 36951, 1527 nucleotides long. RefSeq lists its product as uncharacterized. The record is from RefSeq and is a predicted model, not a curated record. The coding region runs from base 1 to 1527 and encodes 508 amino acids. The transcript has a single exon. NCBI's taxonomy places the organism in Eukaryota, Fungi, Ascomycota, Dothideomycetes, Mycosphaerellales, Mycosphaerellaceae.